AUGACAGCCCCGUUCCGUUAUAAACCAGAGCCGCUGGUGGUCGCCCUCUGCGAGGCAUCCGCCCGGGGUGAUGUGGCCCACAUCGCGAUGCUCAUCACUUCUGGCGCCAACGUUGACGGCCGAGACGAAAAGGGCAAGACCCCGAUUGCCAGGGCCAUCGAGAAUCAACAGUAUGACGCUGUCAAGCGCCUCCUCAACCACGGAGCCUCCAAGGGUGUCACUGACACGGCAAAGAGGUCCCCCCCGCUCUUCUGGGCCACCGCCGCGGGAGACCUGCAGAUGGUCAAGCUUCUCCUGGACCACGGCUGCAGCCCCGUAGACAAGGACUUGUACGGGAGCCCGUACUUCUGCGAGACGGUUACGCAAGGCAACGUCGAGAUAGUGCAGCUCCUCCUCGACUACGGCGCCAACGUCAACGCCCGAGAUGCCUGGGGCCGCGAGGUCCUCCUCCACGCCUACCAGAAGGGCAACCUGGAGAUGAUGCAGCUGCUGCAGUCCCGCGGCGCCAGCGUCAACGUAAAGGACAAGACAGGCUCGCCCAUCAUCGUCCUGGCUCUGCAGGAGGGCAAGAUGGACAUCUUCCACUUCCUGCUCGCCCGCGGCGCCGACGUGAACUCGCGCUCCAUCACGGGCACGCCGCUAACCGUCGAGGCGCUGCAGAAGAAGCGCCACGACGUAUUCAAGCUUCUCCUGCAGCGCGGCGCCGACCCGAACGCCUCGAACAUUACAGGCACCCCUCUCCUGAUGAUGAUUGUCAAGGACGACACGGGCUACAGCCUGACCCAGAAGUACGACCUAGUCCACUCGCUCCUAUCCCGCGGCGCCAACCCCAACAUCUGCGACUCCUGGGGCCGGACCCUGAUGAGCCACGUCGUCGAGAAGGGCUGCGUGGAGCUGAUCCAACCACUACUCGAGAAGGGCGCGGACCCCAACCAGAAGACGACGGCAGCAGGCGACACGCUGCUCCUGUACGCCAUCGACCAGCGGCGCUCAGACCUGAUCCCGGUGCUGCUGGGCCACAGCGCGAACCCCAACGCCGCCGACGCGAAGGGGAGGACGCCGCUGGUGCAGGCGCUGCGGAAGCGCGACUUUGCGACGGCGAGGCUGCUCCUCGAGCGCGGGGCCGAUGCCAACAAGGACGGGGCGAUCAGUCCGCUGGCGUUUGCGAGCGCGCUGGGCGACGGCGAUACCGUGAGGUUGUUGCGGAAUUAUGGGGCGAGGGGCGAUGAUGUUGAUGUCCUUGUUGCUCCCAAGACUUCGCAAGCUGCGCCGCCAAUACCACAAGCAUCCGCGCCUCUGGAAGACACCGAUGUGGUGGAUGAGCCGCCUCCAGGCUACGAUGGUGUCUCGAAACGGACAUGA
Phialemonium atrogriseum is the source of this 1362-nucleotide messenger RNA. Its product is annotated as putative ankyrin repeat protein. The record is from RefSeq and is a predicted model, not a curated record. Gene Ontology annotation, biological process: positive regulation of transcription by RNA polymerase II. Gene Ontology annotation, cellular component: nucleus. The transcript has a single exon. NCBI's taxonomy places the organism in Eukaryota, Fungi, Ascomycota, Sordariomycetes, Cephalothecales, Cephalothecaceae. Bases 1 to 1362 code for a protein of 453 amino acids. Gene Ontology annotation, molecular function: transcription cis-regulatory region binding; protein binding.